AUGAGUAUGUUCAAGAAAAUAUUCGCUGGCGGUAAAGAAAAGCCGCCGACCCCACAGGAAGGAAUACAGAAACUGCGAGAGGUUGAGGAAAUGUUGACGAAGAAGUCAGACUUCUUAGAGAAAAAGGUGGAGGCUGAACUGGCUAUAGCUAGGAAGAAUGGGACGAAAAAUAAAAGAGUGGCCCUGCAAGCUUUGAAGAGAAAGAAGCGGUACGAGAAGCAGCUGGAGCAGAUUGACAACACACUGUCUACGAUUGAAUUCCAGAGAGAAGCCCUCGAGAACGCCAGCACAAGUACGCAAGUUAUUACAGUGAUGGGGCAAGCUGCCAAAGCCUUGAAGGGUGCCCAUAACAACAUGGACGUCGAUAAAGUCCAUGAUUUGAUGGAUGAUGUUGCAGAGCAGCAGGAUAUAGCCAGGGAGAUCUCAGAAGCCAUCUCAAACCCCGUGGGCUUCAAUAAUGAUGUAGACGAAGAUGAAUUACUGGCAGAGCUGAAUGAGCUGGAACAAGAAGAGCUGGACAGCCAGUUGCUGCAGAUACCUGGAGCAGGAGUGGACUUGCCCAGUGUGCCCACUGCAGAACCAAGGGCAGCUAAAGGUCAGGUCAUAGAGGAUGAUGACAUGCGAGAAUUGGAGAUGUGGGCAUCUUAA
This is a messenger RNA of Candidula unifasciata, 648 nucleotides long. Lineage: Eukaryota; Metazoa; Mollusca; Gastropoda; Stylommatophora; Geomitridae. The record is from the annotation of a GenBank genome assembly.